AUGUUCAAGGUUUUGGCGCUCAUUGUUGUGGUGAUGGCCGUUGUUGUCGUGUAUGCUGAGGACGCUACCACCGGUGUCACUCGUCACCAUCACCGAGAUCAUACUCGCCCUGAGGGUGUCGGGAAUCACAAGGAUCAUUCGAAGCAUCCAAAAGAUUUUCAUGGAACUGGAAAGCCUAACUGGCACAAGGGAGAGCAAAAGGGAGAACAUGGACAUGGAGAUCACAAGCACUCCCAUAAACACCACAAUAAGAAAUUCACGAAGCAUCACGGAUCCACUGCUGCAGCCACAACUGUUCCAGCCAUUGUCGAAACUGUUGCCCCAGUGGCU
This is a messenger RNA of Mesorhabditis belari, 330 nucleotides long. The record is from the annotation of a GenBank genome assembly. Lineage: Eukaryota; Metazoa; Nematoda; Chromadorea; Rhabditida; Rhabditidae.